Molecule: messenger RNA, 441 nt
Organism: Stereum hirsutum FP-91666 SS1
Lineage: Eukaryota; Fungi; Basidiomycota; Agaricomycetes; Russulales; Stereaceae
Exons: 1
Coding region: 1-441 (146 amino acids)
Source: RefSeq, a predicted model, not a curated record
AUGUCCCAGAGCCUCAAUGCAUACUCUAAAUCCGUCAUCGACCGGGAUGAGGCACCUAUCACAACUACCAACUCCUCCAUCUUCGUUCCCGAGGGUGCCCAUGUUCCUAUCGCAUCUAUAAACUCCUCCAUCUUCGUCUCCGAGGGUACUCAGGCACCUGCCACAUCUACAAACUCCUCCAUCUUCGUUUCCGAGGAUAUCCUUACCACCAUUACUUGCGCGGAGAAGGACAGAUUGAUCGUCCAACUCAUACGCGCCAACCAGGAGCUUCGGACAGCUCUUGCCAAAAUCAACACGGAGAACGUGGAGUUGGCGGAGCGGGGUCGGACAUUGGCGGCGAGGGUUGGCGAGCUGCAAGCGAUGUUGAGGCGAGAGUCUGAAGGGUUGGAGUUGGUUCAGAAUACUGGAUGGGACUUUUCACCAGUGGAUUGGAAUGAAUGA